Labrus mixtus (cuckoo wrasse) is the source of this 3074-nucleotide messenger RNA. It is a transcript of the gene rbm19, whose product is annotated as RNA binding motif protein 19. Lineage: Eukaryota; Metazoa; Chordata; Actinopteri; Labriformes; Labridae. Bases 120 to 2897 code for a protein of 925 amino acids. The transcript is spliced from 24 exons. Gene Ontology annotation, molecular function: RNA binding. The record is from RefSeq and is a predicted model, not a curated record.
AAGAAGGAGGCUCCUCCCACUCAAGAUGGCGACCUAGAGGAUGAAUCCACGCUCGUUUGUUGACAUAUGUUCAUAAGACAAGUUUAUGCGAAAGUGUUGGAUUUAAAACUAUUACAAGUAUGUCGAGACUCAUCGUUAAAAACCUCCCAAAUGGGAUGAAGGAGGAGAGGUUCAGGUCCAUGUUUGCUGCUUUCGGCACUGUGACUGACUGCUCUCUCAAGUUCACUAAGGACGGCAAAUUCCGCAAGUUCGGCUUUGUGGGUUUUAAAGAUGAAGAAGAUGCGAACAAAGCAUUGAAGCAUUUCAAUAAGAGCUUCGUGGACACUUCCAGAGUGAUGGUGGAGAUGUGCAAAGCAUUUGGAGAUCCCACUAAAGCCAAAGCCUGGAGCAAACACACCCAGAGCUCGGGCCCGGACAAGCCCACUACUCCUGCUGACACUGACAGCAAGAAGAAAAAGGAACACAAAAAGGAAACCACAAGCACACUUGGAAAUCUGGAAGAGGAUCAGGGCUUCAAGGAGUUUCUGUCAGUACAUCAGAAUCGAAGCCAAGCACCAACCUGGGCGAACGACAGCAUGCAGCAGACGGCUGAUCCUGACAGUGGACGGGCGAAGACUCAGAGCAAAAAGAAACCUGCUACAGAUGAUUACCUCAACUUCGAUUCAGACCAGUCAGAGGAAGAGGAGGAGGAAGAGGGUGAUGAAGAUGAAGGUGCCAGUGAAGAAGCACUGGAGUCUGGGUUAUCAGAUAUGGAGUACCUGCGUUCUAAGGUUGCACAAACAGAUGACACCAUGGAGGUAAAUGAAGAGGAGGAUGGUGAUGAAGGUGCUGAUGGUGAGGACGGUGUUCCUGUACAGCACACGGACAGUGCCUAUGAAAGUGGAGACAGAGAAAACGUCUCAAAAAAACAAACCUCAGAUUCCUCUGAGAGCAAGAAACAGAGCAAAGCAAAGACGACAGCCAAACAGGAGACGGAGCCUGUGACAGAGUUCACGGUCAAGCUGAGAGGAGCUCCAUUCAACGUGAAAGAGCAACAAAUUCGAGAGUUCAUGACCCCGCUGAAGCCCGCAGCCAUCAGGAUUGGGAAGAAUGAAAGUGGAAACAGAACCGGUUACGUUUAUGUGGACUUGCACUCUGAGGAUCAGGUGGAAAAGGCCUUGAAGAAGAAUAAAGACUAUAUAGGUGGGCGUUAUAUUGAGGUCUUCCGUACGGAUGCCUCGGCGGGGAAGGCCAAGAGAGACAAGAAGAGCAAGGAAAUAGACAGAAACUUCACCAGGAUACUCAAGGAGGAUGAAGAGGAGGAGGACGUUGCAGAGUCAGGUCGACUCUUCGUCAGGAACCUUCCUUACACCUGCAGUGAGGAGGAGAUCAAAGAACUAUUCACUAAACAUGGCCCACUAUCAGAGGUGCUCUUUCCAAUUGACAAUCUCACAAAGAAGCCUAAAGGAUUUGCUUUUGUGACGUACAUGAUACCAGAAAAUGCUGUGACAGCUCUGGCUCAGCUGGACGGACAUAUAUUUCAGGGCAGGAUGCUUCACCUGCUCCCCUCCACACUGAAGAAGGAAAAGACGGACUCUUCAGAUGCUGGCGGCCCUGGCUCUUCUUCUUUCAAACGGCAAAAAGAUGCUAAAAACAAAGCUUCAAGUUCCAGCUCCCACAACUGGAACACCCUUUUUCUGGGCACAAGUGCAGUGGCAGAUGCCAUCGCUGAAAAAUACAACACGACAAAAAGCCAAGUGCUGGACCAUGAGUCAAAGGGAAGCGUUGCAGUGCGGAUGGCUCUGGGAGAGACGCAGAUCGUUCAAGAGACUAGACAGUUUCUGCUCGACAACGGUGUCAGUUUGGACUCCUUCAGUCAGGCAGCAACGGCGAGAAGUACAUCAGUGAUCCUGGUGAAGAACCUUCCGGCUGGAGUGACAACAGCAGAGUUGGAGGAGCUUUUCUCACCUCAUGGCUCUUUGGGUCGUGUCCUUCUGCCGCCCUCUGGACUCACUGCCAUCAUCGAGUUCCUGGAGCCAACUGAGGCGAAACGAGCCUUCACUCAGCUCGCCUACAGCAAGUUUCAGCACGUCCCGUUGUAUUUGGAGUGGGCCCCUGUGGGAGUGUUUGUUGCAGGCAAACCAAAACCAGUAUUAGAAAAAGAGGAGGCAGUGACGAAGGGCAAAGAUGAAGUAGAAGAAGACGAAGAGGAGGAGGAAGAAGAGUCUGCCCCGGGUUCCACGCUUUUCAUUAAGAAUCUUAAUUUCAGUACUACAGAGGAGAAACUACAGGAGACAUUCUCCAAAUGUGGCAAAGUCAAUUCCUGUUCCAUCUCGAAGAAGAAAGAUAAAACAGGAAAGUUAUUGUCCAUGGGCUACGGUUUUGUCCAAUAUCAGAUGGCGGAGGCGGCACAGAAAGCCUUGAGGCAGCUCCAGCACUGUAUGGUGGACGAUCAUCAGUUAGAACUGAAGAUAUCUGAGAGAGCCACAAGGACCACUGAGUUGUCUCGUAAGAAGAAGCAAGUUGAGAAGAAACAGACGGGAUCGAAGAUCCUCGUGAGAAAUGUGCCCUUCCAGGCCACUGUCAGGGAAAUUCGGGAACUCUUCUGUACAUUUGGAGAGCUGAAGACAGUCCGUCUUCCAAAGAAAGCAGCUGGUUCAGGGAAUCAUAGAGGCUUUGGCUUCAUUGACUUCCUUACUAAACAAGAUGCUAAGAAAGCGUUUGCGGCGCUGUGCCACAGCACCCAUCUUUAUGGGAGACGCCUUGUGCUGGAGUGGGCUGAUGCUGAGGAAACAGUAGAGACUUUGAGACGGAAAACAGCCGAACAUUUUCAUGUGGCUUCCAAAAAGCAGCGAAAAGCAGAAGUUCUGGAAGGAAUUCUGGAAACAAUGGAAACUGGAGGGGCUGUGGAAGACUGAGUUUCCUUUGAGCUGUUGUUGAAGCCUUGACUCGACUCUGACCAGAGCUCCUGUGAUUUUCUAUAAAAACUAGAAUAUGUACAAAAUAAGGUCCUGAGUGGCAUGUGCCAAGCAGAUGUAAUGAAUUUACCAGCUGUUCACAGCAAUGCUGCUGAUAUAAAAGCCUUGAACUUCUGA